GUUUUGCCCCCAUAGCUUGUUACCACCUCAGCCUUCCAACUCCGGUUUCUAUGAUCCAGCCCUUUGCCUCCUUUUCCUUCGCCUUCAGGAAACCCUAACCCGAGGUCUUCGUCGAUCGAUCGAUUCCCUUGAAGCAUCCGCCAUGGGAAACACUGAGAAGCUGAUGAACCAGAUCAUGGAGCUCAAGUUCACAUCCAAGAGCCUGCAGAGGCAGGCGCGCAAGUGCGAGAAGGACGAGAAGGCCGAGAAGCUCAAGGUCAAGAAGGCGAUCGAGAAGGGCAACAUGGACGGCGCCCGGAUCUACGCUGAGAAUGCCAUCCGCAAGCGCACGGAGCAGAUGAACUACCUCCGCCUAGCCUCCCGCCUCGACGCCGUCGUCGCCCGUCUCGACACCCAGGCCAAGAUGCAGGCCAUCGGUAAGUCCAUGGGCUCCAUCGUCAAAUCCCUCGACUCCGCUCUCGCCUCCGGCAACCUCCAGAAGAUGUCCGAGACCAUGGACCAGUUCGAGCGGCAGUUCGUCAACAUGGAGGUCCAGGCUGAGUUCAUGGAGGGCGCCAUGGCCGGAUCCACCAGCCUCUCCACCCCCGAGACCGAGGUCAACAGCCUUAUGCAGCAGGUUGCGGACGAUUAUGGCCUUGAGGUCUCCGUCGGGCUUCCGCAGGCCGCAUCACAUGCCAUCCCUGCCAAGGAGAAGGAGAAGGUCGAUGAGGAUGACCUCUCGAGACGCCUCGCAGAACUCAAGGCCAGGGGUUAGUAGUUCUCACAAGGAGUUGGACGCGUCCUGCUGAAAUCUAUUUACAGGCAGGCCCUUCAUCUAUGAUAUAUGCUGGAGAGUUGCUAAAUAAUUGUUGUUGGUGGUGUUGUAUAUAUAUAUAUAUAUAUAUAUAUAUAUAUAUAUAUAUAUAUAUAUAUAUAUAUAUCAGGGCACCUGUGGCAGAUGUACGUUGUUAUUGUUGACUUGUAGACCUCUAUGUAUUUAUGGAACUCUGAAAUCCGUGAUUGCAUGUUA
This is a messenger RNA of Musa acuminata AAA Group (dessert banana), 1009 nucleotides long. Its product is annotated as ESCRT-related protein CHMP1. Gene Ontology annotation, biological process: late endosome to vacuole transport; endosome transport via multivesicular body sorting pathway; protein transport. NCBI's taxonomy places the organism in Eukaryota, Viridiplantae, Streptophyta, Magnoliopsida, Zingiberales, Musaceae. The coding region runs from base 143 to 754 and encodes 203 amino acids. The transcript is spliced from 2 exons. The record is from RefSeq and is a predicted model, not a curated record. Gene Ontology annotation, cellular component: ESCRT III complex; multivesicular body.